AUGAAAAAGAUCAAAGGAAGCACCUCAAAUUCAGACCGAAAUGAAGAAAUUCCAGUGGAUAUCUUGCUGACUGAAGUAUUUGUUCGGCUGCCAGCUCAAUCGGUUGUUAGUUGCAUGUGUGUUUGCAAGCGCUGGUACAAUUCUAUUAGAAAGACUAGUUUCACUGAUUUCUAUUUGAAAAAAUAUAAUUCAUAUGCUGAUAGUUACCUGAUUUGUGGUGGUGAAGAUUCGUUUGGUUUAGUUUCGUGUAAAUCAUUAAAUGUUAUUUCCCAUUAUCCUUACCCGUCUAAAAAGUUUUCUGAUGAACACGUGCAAAUUGUUGGCUCGGCUAAUGGUUUGUUGUGUUUGUUUUCGUUUGAUCUUUCAUAUGAACCAAUUUAUUUGAUGAAUCCGUCUAUUAGGAAGUAUAAGGUUAUUGAUUCUUCGGCUAUUGUCCACCGGACAAUUGGAAUUGAUACUAGAGUGAUGCUCGGAUUCGGGUAUCACCAAAAAAGUAAGGAUUAUAAGAUUGUCAGGUUUCUGGAGCGACAGUGGGUCCAUAGCUGGCACCCUGGAGAGUCGGAUGUUGAGAUAUACUCCUUGUGCAGUGAUGCUUGGCAAGAGAUUCAAGUACAAUGUUUCCCUUGGAUUGUACGAGAUGAGGCGUCAUCAGUAAUGUGCAAUGAUAAUCUUCACUGGAUUGCACAUAAUUGUGAUCGCAAUGAUCUGGUCGUCUUGUCAUUCAACAUUGAAAAGUAUGUAUUGGAAGAGGUGAAAUUGCCUGAUCUUUCGUUUCAUACAGAUUCUCCUCUAACUGUGACAGCAGUUGUUCUGAAGGAAUGUCUUUGUUCAUUUGGGUACGUCCUUCCUGUGGGGUCAGGUGAAGAAAUUACUAGAUGCUACUUAUGGAUUAUGAAGGAUUACGGAGUGGCUGAGUCAUGGACAAUGUUAUAUGAGAUCGAUUGUCAAGUAAAAAUUCGAAGGUACAUUAGCUCUACAAGGGAAGACGGACUAAUCUUGGAAGACAUCCAUGAAAAUAUUCUUUUGUACAAUACUGAGACCAGAAGCUUUGACCAUCUGAACAUCCCUCAGAAACCGUUUUUGGUAAAGAUUGUUCCCUACAUGGAGAAUGAAGAUAGUGACGAUCUAGAACAGUUCUCAGAAGAUUAUUCUAAUGAAAAUGAAGCAUCUGAAGAAGAUUAUUAUGAAAUCUCUGAUGGAGAAGUCUCUGAGGGUUCUGACAAAGAACUUUCUGAAGGUUCUGACAAAGAACUUUCUGCAUAUCAUGACAAGGAGUCUUCUAAUCAGGUUCUCAAUCGCGCUCUCAAAGAGGGAGGUACAAGUGAUCAGAGAGGUGAAAAGGAUAAACAGUUGUCCGAAAGGCCUACUGAUAGCUAUUUUGAUCGUUUGGUGGAUGAAGAAGACAGUUCUGACCCUCAAUGA
Molecule: messenger RNA, 1422 nt
Organism: Daucus carota subsp. sativus
Lineage: Eukaryota; Viridiplantae; Streptophyta; Magnoliopsida; Apiales; Apiaceae
Product: F-box/kelch-repeat protein At3g23880-like
Exons: 2
Coding region: 1-1422 (473 amino acids)
Molecular function (GO): protein binding
Source: RefSeq, a predicted model, not a curated record